GCGGGGGCCUUGCGGAGGUGGGUGGAGGUAGCGGGCGGAGGAGGUGGGAAGAGGCGGACAGGUGGUCAGCGGAGGCCGAGGGGAGGUUGGCGCGCACAGCGGGAUGUUGGGAGGAGGCGGACGCGAGGUGGGCGAAGGGCAAGGGGAGAUGGGAGAUCCCAAUGGCGGAAGGGAGGGUUGGCGCGCACAGCGGGAUGUGCAGCGGGAUGGCGGGAGGAGGCGAACGCGAGGUGGGGAGGUGGGCAGAGGCGGACAGGAGGUCAGUGGAGGUCGAGGGGAGGUUGGCGCGCACAGCGGGAUGUUGGGAGGAGGCGGACGCGAGGUGGGCGAAGGGCAAAGGGAGAUGGGAGAUCCCAAUAGCGGAAGGGAGGGUUGGCGCGCACAGCGGGAUGCGCAGCGGGAUGGCGGGAGGAGGCGGAUGCGAGGUGGGGGGAAGGCAAGGGGAGAUGAGAGAUCCCAAUGGUGGAAGGGAGGUGGGCGGAGGCUGACAGGCGGUCGUCAGAGGCAGUCAGGAGGUCGUCGGAGGCCAAGGGGAGGCAGAGGGAUGGCGGAUGUGUGGGCAGCGGAAAGAAAGCGGAGAGGAGAUGGCAGAUGUGUGGGCAGCGGAAAGAAAGCGGAGAGGAGAUGGCGGGAGGCGUACGAGAGGCGUACGGGAGGUGCCAGAGAUGGAGAGGAGAUGGCUGGAGGAGGCGGACGGGAAGUGGCGAAGGUGGAGAGGACAUGGCGGGAGGAGGCGGGCGGGAGGAGGCGGACGGGAGGUGGCAGAGGCGGAGAGGAGAUGGUGGAAAGAGAUAACCGGAGGAGGCGGACGGGAGGUCGCAACGACGGAGGAGAGGAGAUGGCGGGGGGAGGCCGACGGAGAUGUCCUCUGCCACAUCUCUAUCCCUCGUGUCCAAGUCCUACAUGUGGCCCAUGCGCGUCGCCGGCAAUAACGGAUCUAAUGGCAAGUGCACGAGGACGAUGGCAUGCUGUAGCUCGGUACAAGGAGAUAAGACAGCUGGUUGGCCACCAUGCUGUUCCCUUUGGCCGGCACCUUGGACUCGCAAACUUCUGGAGCAGCACCUCUGACAUGGACAUCAAGAUCAGUCUGCGACCUGCUAUCCGGAUUAGACCUCAUCAUCAGAUUGUUCGGCCCUGAGGCACAUUGCACUUCUGCCCUCGGGACUCAACUUGAGUCCGGUACUUGAGACCUGACUCAAGCUGAGUUCGAGCACUCAGUUUUUGGCCUCAGUGCUUGUGCUUCAGUGUGACUUGCUACGACAUUGUGUUCAGAAUCCAAGAUUGUGACUUUGCCACUUUGUGCCCAAGUCCGUCGAGUCGUGUCAAGUCUGCGUCGAGUUGAGUGAGUGUGUGUGUGCUCUCACUCUCCCUCUCUCUCCCAGCCUCGCUGCUCUGCCUCAGCCCCGUCACAGGGACCACCAUAACAUAGCCGGUUGCACGUGCGCUGCAUUAGGUCG
Chara braunii is the source of this 1457-nucleotide messenger RNA. NCBI's taxonomy places the organism in Eukaryota, Viridiplantae, Streptophyta, Charophyceae, Charales, Characeae. The record is from the annotation of a GenBank genome assembly.